This is a messenger RNA of Onychomys torridus (southern grasshopper mouse), 777 nucleotides long. RefSeq names its product RLA class II histocompatibility antigen, DP alpha-1 chain. The record is from RefSeq and is a predicted model, not a curated record. Lineage: Eukaryota; Metazoa; Chordata; Mammalia; Rodentia; Cricetidae. Bases 13 to 777 code for a protein of 254 amino acids. Gene Ontology annotation, molecular function: MHC class II protein complex binding. Gene Ontology annotation, biological process: peptide antigen assembly with MHC class II protein complex; immunoglobulin production involved in immunoglobulin-mediated immune response; immune response. Gene Ontology annotation, cellular component: MHC class II protein complex; membrane. The transcript has 4 exons.
UCUGAGGAGAGAAUGUUCCAGACUAAAGCCGAGGUCCUGAGAGCCUCCUUCCUGGCUUUCCUGAUGAGUCUCCCAGGAUCUGGGGCCGUCAAAGCGGACCACGUAGCAAUGUAUGACAUCUUUGCACAGACACAGAAACCGUCGGGUGACUGCAUGUACGCGUUUGACGGCGAUGAGCUGUUCUAUGUGGAUCCUGACAGGGAGGAGACGGUCUGGGGCCUGCCAGAGUUCAGCACAGUCUACGCCUUUGACGCCCAGGAGGCUCUGCCCUACAUCAUCAGCCUGAAGAACAAUCUCAGAGCCUUCAUCCAGAGACACAACGUCACCCAGGUCCCCAGUGAGCCUCCCGAGGUGGCUGUGUUCCCCAAGAACCCAGUGGAGCUGGGCCAGCCCAACGUCCUCAUCUGCCACGUCGACAGGUUCUUCCCUCCAGUGCUCAACGUCACAUGGCUUCGUAACGGGCAGCGGGUCACUGAAGGGACGUCUGAGACAGUCUUUCUGCCCAGCACAGAACUCAGAUUCCACAAGUUCCACUACCUGACCUUCAUUCCCACCGCCGAGGAUGUGUAUGACUGCAAGGUGGAGCAUUGGGGUCUGGGCAAGCCGAGCCUCAGCCACUGGGAAGUGCAGGAGGCCGUCCAGGUGACGGAGACAAUGGAGACUGCGGUCUGCGCCCUGGGCCUGGUGGUGGGGCUGGUGGGCAUCAUCAUUGGCAGUGUGCUCAUCAUAAAGGCUCUGUACUCCAGCCAUGAGCCCCCAACCCAGGGACUCCUGUGA